Messenger RNA from Chara braunii, 922 nucleotides. NCBI's taxonomy places the organism in Eukaryota, Viridiplantae, Streptophyta, Charophyceae, Charales, Characeae. The record is from the annotation of a GenBank genome assembly.
AUCGAAGGAGGGCGACCUGUGGUGGCAGAUAUUCAUUACAUGGGAGUUGGCAAUCCUCGGCGUGGAGCGGACAGCUCCAGCAAGAUUUUGUUUCAGUAUGCUGCGCGUCAUGAUCCUCUGACAAUUGAAGAGUUGAUUGAAGCUAUCCGGUCAGACGAUGGUGAUAGAGACGUGUCCAUGUAAAUGAUCAUUCAUUUUCGAAAUUUCGCCGAGCUGCCAACUGCCAGCUCAGAAAUAAGUGGUUCGCUGAGCUGGCAUGCUGAGCUGGCGGAUAGUGAGCUGCCCUGGCAUGCUGAGCCGGCGGAUGGUGAGCCGCGCUGGCAUUCUUCUACGCAGGAGGCAUUACUGUUAACUGUGCCGCGGACUGUUGCAGAACAGGCUGUUGUGCUGACUGGAACUUUUGAUCAUGAUUGGUCAGACGGUGCGCUGGGCUGGUGGGCUGAGUCGGCAGAUAUUCAGCUGAGCUGGCAUUUUAUGCAGGAGGCAUUAUUGUUAAGUGUGUGGGCACCGUUGCAGACGUGGUUGUUGCGCUGACCUGGCGCUUUUGUUGAUGAUUGGUUUAAUAUGUCGGCUAAUACGGAGGCUCGUUUCAUAAGCCAGUGGUCUUCUGCAGAAAGUCACACCACCGUCACAUGAUGAGCACACGACCCUCGGCCCAAGCACAUGGGCAUGGCGUUUAUACAUACUUUCAGCAGCCGGAUGUGGCACACGUUCUUUUCUUCUUUUCUAGAAGCCCAGUGGCCGAACAAGAUUCAAUCCCUUCAUCUACAGCAUGAUACAUAGAACGGUAACUGACUAGGCUAGCUUGUUCUUUUUUUCUUUCUAGAAGUCCAGUGCCGGAAUCAAGAUUCGAUCCCUGGAUCUGCAGCGUGAUACAUAGCACGGUAACCUACCAGUGGCAGAAUCAAGAUUCGAUCCCUGU